AUGGGAGAAGUGAAGAAACGGGAAAAGAAGUGCAGGUCAGGUGCAGGUGGAGAUGGAGAUGGAGGUGGAGGUGGAUGUGGUUGUGCACACAUUACGAUUGAUGCUGAUUUUCCCUUCUGUGAUUCCUCUGAUUCGCAUCGUUCGUGUUUAUUGACUUCCUGUUACAUCUGCUUCUGCAGAAUCACAGAUUCUGAAAAUCCAAAAUCGAUUCUACUUGUUGUGAAUCUGGAGCAUCUCCUUGACGGAUGUGGAGGAAAAAAAGGGUUCCCCAGAUGA
Messenger RNA from Microthlaspi erraticum, 276 nucleotides. Lineage: Eukaryota; Viridiplantae; Streptophyta; Magnoliopsida; Brassicales; Brassicaceae. The record is from the annotation of a GenBank genome assembly.